This is a messenger RNA of Diaporthe citri, 7671 nucleotides long. RefSeq lists its product as uncharacterized. Gene Ontology annotation, molecular function: DNA-directed DNA polymerase activity; zinc ion binding; single-stranded DNA 3'-5' DNA exonuclease activity. Gene Ontology annotation, biological process: DNA replication; base-excision repair, gap-filling; DNA replication proofreading. The record is from RefSeq and is a predicted model, not a curated record. The transcript has 7 exons. Lineage: Eukaryota; Fungi; Ascomycota; Sordariomycetes; Diaporthales; Diaporthaceae. Gene Ontology annotation, cellular component: epsilon DNA polymerase complex; nucleus. The coding region runs from base 1 to 7671 and encodes 2556 amino acids.
AUGCCCAAUACUUCCCUGCGCCGGCCCCAGAAAGGCUUCCGCGGUGGUCGCGGGGGCAAGUUGGCCUACCAUGGCGGCAAGACACGAACCUUCACAGCCGCAGCCGGCAGGGCAGAAGCCACCUCGACAGACGAGAAAUGGGAGCGGACACGGCUCGCCAACUCCAUUGACGAGAACAUGGGCUUUGCCCGCUACGAGGCCGGCCGGCCACGGGAGGGCUGGCUGGUGAACGUGCAGCCAGCGUCGAUCGAAGACCCACGCAUACCUGGCGGCGGAGGCCGUGCAGCCCUGGACUGCUACUUCAUUGAGGAGGAUGGCGCGACUUUCAAGGCGACGAUAGAAUACGAGCCAUACUUCCUCGUGGCAGUACGGAAGGGCCACGAGGCAGAGGUCGAAGAGUGGUGCAAGCGAGUGCCCGGGGGCGGCGUCGUGAGGAGCGUCAGGCGGGUGGAAAAGGAGGACCUCAACAUGCCGAACCACCUUCUCGGAUACCGGAGGACGUUCCUGGAGCUGAAGUUCGCCAACGUGCAAGACCUCUUGUUGGCGCGGAGGGACAUCAUGCCAAUAGCGGAGAGGAACAAAAAGGGCAUGGAUGCCAUGGACACAUACGCCGAGGUUGCUGCGACGAACAACGGGAACUUUGACCUGUUUGACGACGAUACACGAAUUGAUGAGAAACGACUCAAUACCUCCAUAACCGAAGCCAGUGAUUUUCUUGUUGAUAUUAGAGAAUACGACGUGCCAUACCACGUCAGAGUAAUGAUAGACAAGGGCAUCCGAGUAGGGAAAUGGUACUUUGUAGAAGCAAAGCAUGGCGUCACGACGGUGGUGUGCAAUGAGGAACACCUGGCCAUGGCUGACCCAGUGGUGAUGGCCUACGAUAUCGAAACAUGCAAAGCACCCUUGAAAUUUCCCGACGCUGCCGUGGACCAGAUCAUGAUGAUUUCCUACAUGAUAGACGGCCAGGGGUUCCUCAUCACAAACCGGGAGGUAGUCUCAGAGGACAUUGCAGACUUCGAAUACACGCCCAAACCGGAGUACCCCGGCCCAUUUAUGAUUUUCAACGAGCCGAACGAAAGAGCCGUCAUCGAGAGGUUCUUUUCACACAUCAAAGAGGCGCGACCAACCGUGAUUGCGACUUACAACGGUGACUUCUUCGAUUGGCCCUAUGUCGACGCCCGGGCGAGUCUCAACGGAAUCGACAUGUACCACGAGAUUGGCUGGAAGAAGGACAAUGAGGACCAGUACAAGUCCAACUACUGCGCACAUUUGGACUGUUUUCACUGGGUCAAUCGAGAUAGUUAUCUGCCACAGGGAAGUCGUGGUUUGAAGGCCGUCACGGUGGCAAAGCUCGGAUACGACCCUGACGAGCUCGAUCCCGAACUCAUGACACCUUAUGCCGCUGAACGACCACAAACCCUCGCCGAGUACUCAGUCUCCGAUGCCGUCGCUACGUACUACCUGUACAUGAAAUACGUCCACCCCUUCGUCUUCUCACUGUGUACGAUCAUUCCUCUUGGUCCUGAUGACACAGAGCGAAAAGGCACGGGAACACUCUGUGAGAUGCUGUUGAUGGUGCAGGCAUACAAUCACGAGAUCGUGCUUCCAAAUAAACACGUGGCACCAAAAGAGUCCUUUUGGGAAGGCCAUCUCCUGGAUUCGGAAACAUACGUUGGUGGCCACGUUGAGAGUAUUGAGGCUGGGGUGUUCAGGGCAGACAUCCCAGUGAACUUCGCCGUGGACACGGGCGCUGUCGAUGAGCUCCUCAAAGACUUAGACAACGCUUUGAAGUUCGUGAUCACGAUCGAAGAGAAAAAGAAAUUGGAAGACGUCGAGAACUACGAGGAGGUCAAGGGGCAAAUAGCUGCCCGGCUGAUGGCGCUGAAGGAGACGCCAAACCGGAGCGAGCGACCACUGAUUUACCAUCUGGACGUCGCCUCGAUGUACCCCAACAUCAUGACCACGAAUCGACUGCAGCCAGACUCGAUGAUCGACGAGUCGGACUGCGCUGCUUGCGAUUUCAACAGACCUGGCAAGACGUGCGACAGAAGGUUACCGUGGGCUUGGAGAGGAGAGUACCUGCCAGCGAAACGAGACGAGUACAACAUGAUCAAACAUGCUUUGGAGAACGAGCGAUUUCCUGGAAAGUAUCCCAGCUCACCUAUGCGGUCAUUCCAGGACUUGCCUUCCGGCGAGCAGGCCGAUCUCAUCCGGAAGCGCCUGCAAACAUACUCCCAGAAGGUCUACCACAAGAUCCACGACUCUACCACCAAAGUCCGAGAGGCCAUCAUUUGCCAGCGCGAGAAUCCGUUCUACAUCAAUACUGUGCGUGACUUUCGAGAUCGUCGAUACGACUACAAAGGCAAGGCCAAGGAGUGGAAGGGAAAGACAGAGGCCCUCAAGUCUUCAGGGGCAACCGCCUCAGAUGUUGAUGCCGCAAAAAAGAUGAUCAUUCUCUUCGACUCUUUACAGUUGGCCCACAAGGUCAUUUUGAACUCCUUUUAUGGCUAUGUCAUGAGAAAAGGUUCAAGGUGGUACUCCUUGGAGAUGGCUGGCGUCACCUGUCUGACAGGCGCUACUAUCAUUCAACUGGCUCGAGGUCUUGUUGAGCGGCUGGGUCGUCCUCUCGAACUUGACACCGACGGUAUUUGGUGCAUGCUUCCUGCCACGUUCCCCGAGAACUUCGCCUUCAAGAUGAAGAACGGGAAGAAGCUACCGAUUUCCUACCCUUGCGUCAUGUUGAACCAUCUUGUCCACGACAAAUUCACGAACCACCAGUACCAGACUCUUGUAGACAAGAAGUCAUUGAAGUACGAGACGCACAGCGAUAACUCCAUCUUUUUCGAAGUAGAUGGUCCAUACAAGGCCAUGAUCUUGCCCACUUCGAAGGAGGAGGACAAGAAUUUGAAGAAGCGAUAUGCUGUAUUCAAUGAUGACGGCAGUCUCGCAGAACUGAAAGGCUUUGAGGUCAAGCGGAGAGGAGAGUUGAAGCUCAUCAAGAUCUUCCAGCAGCAAAUCUUCAAAUUCUUCCUCGAGGGAACCACACUUGCGGAAUGUUAUGCUGCGGUAUCAAAGGUUGCCAACCGUUGGCUGGACGUGCUCCAUAGCAAGGGGACGACGCUUGCUGAUGAGGAACUCAUGGAGCUCAUUUCUGAGAACCGUAGCAUGACCAAGACGCUGGAGGAGUAUGGUACUCAGAAGUCCACGUCGAUCACCACCGCCAAGCGUCUGGCCGACUUCCUGGGAGAAGGCAUGGUCAAGGACAAGGGCUUGAACUGCAAAUUCAUCAUCUGCUCGCGACCCAAGAAUGCGCCCGUCACUGAGCGAGCCAUUCCCGUUGCCAUCUUCUCUGCUGAAGCAGACGUCAAACGAACGUACUUGACGAAGUGGUUCAAAGAGCCGCCCAUCGACACGGACCCCAGGGCGUUGAUUGAUUGGGACUACUAUUUGGAACGUCUCGGCUCGGUCAUUCAAAAGCUCAUCACCAUUCCUGCCGCGCUGCAGAAAAUCCGAAAUCCAGUGCCGCGUGUUCCUCACCCAGACUGGCUACAGAAGAGGAUCAAUAUCAAAGACGACAAGAUGAAGCAAAAGAAGCUCACGGACCUCUUCAGCAGGGAACCGCUCAAGGACGUCACCAACCUCGCUGACCUAGAGGACUUCGGUACCCAGCUGCUGAAACCAAAGCCUGUCACCGAGAUGGUGGCAGCGACACAGCAAAAGACAACACCAGUCGCACAGAAGAGGAAAUCGCCUGAGCCUGAGGAGAACCUCGACCCAUUUUCUGCAUUGCCCAAGGUGAUGUCGAAUCCUUCUGAAGACUAUCCUGCUUUCUUGGAAUACCAGAAGAAGAAGUGGAAGAUCCAGAAGCAGGCCAGGAUACGUCGUCGACACUUGUUCGGUGAACGCCGUGCACCCACCAACAACAUCCAACAGGCGUUUCGAGACCAGGCUGAGGUCACCUUCCGCAACACAUGGCAAUUGCUACAGCUCAAGCCAACGGAUAGCCCAGGGUUGGUAACAGCGUGCGUCCUCAUCGAUAACAAGGUCCACUCCCUCAAGAUCAAGGUGCCGCGCCAAGUGUUCCUGAACCUGAAGAGUAAGGAUCUUCCGGACAUUGACAUUGAAGGCUGCGAAGUUGAGCAGGUCAAUCACACACUACCCAAUGGUCACCCCUCUACCCAUCUUUUCAAGUUGACGGUGCCAGAGGAUACCUAUUUUGCCCAAGCAGAGAAGUUCUCCCUGCUCUUCAACCACCCCAGUGUAGAGGGGGUGUACGAGAAGCAAAUCCCUCUGAGCACCCGUGCCGUCCUCCAGCUUGGCAAUCUCUGCACCAUUGACGAAAGCAAACCCGGUGUCCUUGGCCAGGGUCUGGAUCAAGGAUUCGAACUGCCAAGUUUGAUGCGGCCGCUGAAGCCUAGGACAUACCUGAGCGGCUCCAAGAUGGCGUUCAUCUACCUGUCCCACAUCAGCGCUGGCGAGCGACAGAUUUUCGGGCUGUUCUCUAGCACUGGGGACACGGCGCAUGUUGUGAUACAGCACAAAAACAAAGAAGGUGGCCAGGAUCUCCCCAAUAUCAACAAGAUCUACUCCGAUCUGCGUGCCCGACAUGCAAGCGAGGCGCAAGGGUCGAACUGGGAGGACUGUUUCCCAUACCAGGAGAAGCUCACCUUCAAGAUCACUCAGGUCACAACGAGGCGAAAGGCUUUCCUUGAGAUUGGUGACGUCGUCAAGAAAAUGAAGAAGGACGAGACCAAGCCACUGGUGAUGGUCGUUCAAUCAUCGCAGACCAAUCUCCUCGUUCACGACAUCUCAAUCCUGGGUGAGAUGCCCGUGCUUCCGCUCAAAUACAACGUCGAUGACAGCUCACUGCCGCCACUUGGAUGGCAGACUGUUGUUGCCAGGCGCUUGAUCCAUCACUAUCUUGGCCUGGGCCCGUGGAUAUUGCACCUCACUGCUCUGGCCAGGUACGCUGAUAUCCCUCUCUGCAACCUGGAGCGGGAAGACCCGCGCUUCUUGAUCGAUGUUGCCUAUGCGAGACGGCUUCAGAGCAACAACGUCGUGUUGUGGUGGUCUGCUGGCCCCCGUCCGGAUCACGCUGGCUAUGAGCUAGACGAUAUUACAGGGCCCCUGGAGACCGUGCAGAUGCCCUCGGUCAACACUCCAGGGACAUAUUCCUCGGUCUGCAUUGACCUGGAAGUGAGGAACCUCGCAAUCAACACCAUCCUAACUUCUUCUCUGAUCAAUGAGCUCGAGGGCGCCGACUCGAUAUCCUUCAACCCCGCGGCGGACGGUGUUGGCGGUGACGGAAACGAGGUGCUAUCCUCAGACAACGCCUUCGCCAAUGCCAGCAUCCAAGUGCUUCGUGAGAUGGUCAAGAGCUGGUGGGCUGAGGCGUGCAAGGGCAACGAGAUGGCAGACAUCAUGGUUCAGCAUCUCGUCCGCUGGGUCGAGAACCCCGACUCGUUCCUCUACGACCGUGCCCUCCAUUACUACGUCCAGAUGAUGUCGCGCAAAGCGUUUCAGCAGCUCAUGGGUGACUUCCGCCGCGUUGGAUCGCAGGUCAUCUUCGCCAAUGCCAAUCGGUUGCUUCUACAAACCACCAAGGCCGAGGUGGGCAACGCCUUCGCGUACAGCCAGUACAUCAUCAAGUCUAUCAAGGGCAAGCCGCUGUUCCACUUCAUCGACCUAGAAAUCAAGGAGUACUGGGACUAUCUUGUGUGGUACGAUGAGUUCAACUACGGCGGCAAGGCGACGCAAAAGGUUAUCGAGGCCGACUCGCAGAACCUGGAAACGAUCAUGCACUGGCAAAUGUCCACGUUCCUGCCUGUCCGCUUACAAGCUACCUUCGCCGACUGGGUCAUCGAGUUCAUCACACUUAUGCACAACAUGAAGCGGCCGCUCUUUGGCUCUGACCCCACUGCCACGCCACGCCUGACCCAACUCCCGAACAAUCGUAACUUGGCCGAGGACGGCGAGGGCCAAAUCAUCCUCGGAAAGGCCUUCGAGAAGCCCCUCAAGCGCGACAUCCAGGGCCUCCUGGCGACCCGGAAGCGCGAGCUACUCCACCCAGAGCUCGCAGCCGACUACACGUUCCCGAGCCUCCCCGGCAGCCACCUCAACUACAGCCAAAGCAACGCGGUGCUGGAGCUCGUCAAGAUGCUGAUGCAGGUGCUGUCCCUGGACAAGAACAUCGUGUUUGAGGCGCGGCUCCUGCGGAAGGAGCUCCUCGCGCUGUUCGACGUGCGCGAGUUCAGCAAGGAGGGCGGGUUCGUCAACCCGUCCGAGUCCCUCCGGAUCGCGCAGGUCAGCUGCGACAGCUGCACGAUGGCGCGGGACCUCGACUUCUGCCGCGACGAGGACCUCCUCCCCGAGGAGCCCGGCGCCGCGUCGCUGUGGAGGUGCAGCUUCUGCGAGGCCGAGUACAACCGCAACGAGCUGGAGGAGAGGCUCGUGGCGGACGUCGAGGCCAUGGUCGCGGCAUGGGCGGCGCAGGACCUCAAGUGUGUAAAGUGCGGCGCGCUCAGGGUUAAUGACUUUAUGGAGCACUGCACGUGCUCUGGUGGCUGGGGGGAGAGCUGUGGUGUUGUGCUCCUGGUCUUCAAGGCCAGCCUGGACUUUGCCUUGAUCUGGCCUGAUCUGAUCCGCUCUGCUUCCUUCCACAACCUCAACGUCGUCCUUGACCUCGACCGCAACUUCAACCUCGAACCUGACCUUGGCAUCACCACCACAAGUUCCCACCCACCCCGUGAGAAUGAUGAAGACCGCAAGGCGCGCGAUGAUGCGCGCGCCGUCGAGUACCAGGAGAGGGCGUUGAGGAAGUACAACGCCGAGCACCAGCACAAGCAGCAGAAGCAGCAGGACCAGCAGCUGGUCCCUACCCGCAGUCAGGGCUUCGGCGGUGCCCGUGGUUUCAAUACCGGCUCCCAGGGUCUCGACGGCGGUUUCCGGGGUGUGGAUGACCCUCGCAUGGAUGCUGGACGAGAGCCCUUCAAGCCCAUGAAUUCCAAGCUGGAUCCAGAGGCGGCCAACCGGCCUCUCACCGAGGAGGAAAAGCUAGCCCGGGACAUGAAGGGAAUCUCGCACAGAUACCAGGGAGACUCCAACAACCCGGCCAACGAGUCGGCCGACAUCCCCGAGAGCGAGAACUGCUCCGUGUGGAUCACCAACCUGCCGCCGGACUGCACGUACCGGGACCUCCUCGCGGCCAUCGCCGGCCCCAACUUCCUCCCCAGCCGCGGCCACUCGGCCGCCAAGGUCGUCUUCUACUACCCCUACUCGGCCCGGCACCUGCUCCACGUCGCCAACAGCAACCGCCUCUGGGUCCGCUACUACCUCGCCCGCGCCGUCCCGAACCGCAUCCGGGCCGCCCCGCAGGCCUACGAGAACCACACGUCGCGCUGCCUCGAGAUCGAGGGCCCCUCCGACGUCGUCAACGAGCCGAACCUGCGGCAGGUGUGGGGCGGGUUCUUCGACUGGAACGACGAGGAGGUGCGGGUCGUCCGCGACCAGGUGGACUGGCGCACCGGCGUCACGAUGCGCCGCAUCGUGUGGCGCUUCGGCUCGCACCGCGCCCAGGCCGUGGCGGCCAUGCACUACAUGCGGAGCUACCUCCCUCACAUCUGGGUCAUUUACGCCGCAGACCCUUGCGACGUCCAGGUGCAGCGUCCCUAG